UGGGACUUCUCUCUCAGAGGAAGGGGAAGUAAAACGAGGUUUUUUUUACAGUGAAAUAUUUGCACUUCUGUUCCUCAAGUUGCAACCAACGUUCGUGUUGACUGAACAGAGUCCACGAACUGAGGCACUCGCUAAAAGUUGUGGAUCUUCGUAACUAACUGCUGGGUUGGAAGUUCCAGAAGAACAGCGAUGUCCUAUCACAGCUUCCUGCUCGAGCCCAUCAGCUGCCAUUCCUGGAACAAAGACCGGACUCAGAUUGCGUUGUGUCCCAACAACCACGAGGUCCACGUUUACAAGAAAGAUGGCGCCAAGUGGAGCAAAACUCACGUGCUGAAGGAGCACAAUGGACAGGUGACAGGCAUUGACUGGGCUCCUGAGAGCAACCGCAUUGUGACCUGUGGGACGGACAGGAACGCCUACGUGUGGACACUGAAGGGGAACGUCUGGAAGCCGACCCUCGUCAUCCUGAGGAUCAACCGGGCAGCUCGGUGCGUCAAGUGGUCACCGAAGGAGAACAAGUUUGCGGUGGGCAGUGGCUCCAGGCUGAUCUCCAUCUGCUAUUUCGAGCAGGACAAUGACUGGUGGGUUUGCAAACACAUCAAGAAACCGAUCCGCUCCACAGUCCUCAACCUGGACUGGCAUCCAAACAAUGUCCUCCUAGCCGCAGGCUCCUGUGACUUCAAGUGCAGGAUUUUCUCCGCUUACAUCAAGGAGGUGGAGGAGAAGCCUUCGCCCACCCCCUGGGGCUCCAAGAUGCCAUUCGGGGAGCUGCUGCUGGAGUCCGGUGGUGCCGGGGGCUGGGUCCACGCCGUCUGCUUCUCUGACAGCGGUAACCGAGUGGCCUGGGUCAGUCACGACAGCACCCUGUGCAUCGCUGAGGCCGGCAAGAAGCCAACCAUCGCCUGCCUGCACUCCCAGUCCCUGCCUCUCCUGGCGCUCACCUUCAUCACUGAGAACAGUCUGGUGGCUGCGGGACAUGACUGUUACCCAGCACUGUUCACUUACGAUGCUGUCAAGGACACGGUGACCUUCUCUGCCAAGUUGGACAUUCCCAACCAGAGUGAGCAGCGAGGAGUCUCCGCUCGGGACAAGUUCAAGAACCUGGAUAAGAUGGGCUCCACUGAAGUGAACUCCACGUUGACAACUCUGCACAAGAACAGCAUCAGCCAAAUCUCCAUUCUUGAAGGUGGAAAGAAAAGUUGCUCGAAGUUUUGUACCACUGGGCUGGACGGAGGAAUGGGAAUCUGGGACCUUAAGUCCCUGGAAGCCUCGAUGAAAGACCUGAAAAUCGUUUGAGCUGCCGGACACACCCCUGUAUGUCCUGCACCCGCUCUCGCCUGCCUUGAACCAUCCUCGCCAGUCUCUGGAACCCAACUCGCUUUAACGCAGCAAGUCUUGAAAGGUUUAAACCAAUUUGCUUAACUGGGCCAGUCGCUCUUUGCAGAAUAACCUGGUGUAACGUAAGUCAUUAAAACUUGGUGUGUGGCUUUGCACAGACAUCGCUGUGGGUCCGAUCACAGCCAUACAGUGCCUCAGCCUCAAGUCCCACUCGCUGUCCUCAGGUGUUUAUCAUUAAUGUUUUGUUGGGGGAAAAAAGGAAACUUUGCAACAUGACAUUGGGCUGUUUUUUAACGUAUUGUUUUCACGCCAUUUUGAAUCUUUGCUGGUCAUAAGAUGAAACUGUUGUCGAAAUUCCUGGAGUAUUAAAUUUUUUAAAGGAUUCAAA
Molecule: messenger RNA, 1726 nt
Organism: Callorhinchus milii (elephant shark)
Lineage: Eukaryota; Metazoa; Chordata; Chondrichthyes; Chimaeriformes; Callorhinchidae
Gene: arpc1b
Product: actin related protein 2/3 complex, subunit 1B
Exons: 10
Coding region: 190-1296 (368 amino acids)
Biological process (GO): Arp2/3 complex-mediated actin nucleation
Cellular component (GO): actin cytoskeleton; Arp2/3 protein complex
Molecular function (GO): actin filament binding
Source: RefSeq, a predicted model, not a curated record